AGGAAGCCGAGGUCUGAAUUGCGCGUGGUGGCCAUGGCGGCCAGCGGGGCUGUGGAACCAGGGCCCCCGGGGGCUGCCGUCGCCCCGUCGCCCGCCCCGGCCCCGCCGCCUGCCCCUGAUCACCUGUUCCGGCCCAUCAGCGCCGAGGACGAGGAGCAGCAGCCCACCGAGAUCGAGUCGCUAUGCAUGAACUGUUACUGCAAUGGCAUGACGCGCCUCCUGCUCACCAAGAUUCCCUUCUUCAGAGAAAUAAUAGUGAGCUCCUUUUCCUGCGAGCACUGUGGCUGGAACAACACGGAGAUCCAGUCGGCAGGCAGGAUCCAGGACCAGGGAGUGCGCUACACUUUGUCUGUCAGGGCUCUGGAGGACAUGAACAGAGAAGUGGUGAAGACUGACUCUGCUGCCACAAGGAUUCCUGAGCUAGAUUUUGAAAUUCCUGCCUUUAGCCAGAAAGGAGCUCUGACCACUGUUGAAGGAUUGAUCACCCGUGCUAUCUCUGGCCUGGAGCAGGACCAGCCUGCACGAAGGGCAAACAAAGAUGCUACAGCUGAAAGAAUUGAUGAGUUCAUUGUCAAACUGAAGGAGCUAAAGCAAGUAGCCUCCCCUUUCACUCUGAUCAUUGAUGAUCCCUCAGGGAACAGUUUUGUGGAAAACCCACAUGCUCCUCAGAAAGAUGAUGCCCUGGUGAUCACACACUACAACCGGACCCGACAGCAGGAAGAGAUGCUGGGGCUUCAAGAAGAAGCACCAGCAGAGAAGCCAGAAGAGGAAGAUCUCAGAAAUGAAGUGCUCCAGUUCAGCACAAACUGCCCAGAAUGCAAUGCCCCCGCUCAGACCAACAUGAAGCUAGUACAAAUCCCUCACUUUAAGGAGGUUAUCAUCAUGGCUACCAACUGCGAGAACUGUGGGCAUCGGACCAAUGAGGUGAAAUCUGGAGGAGCAGUAGAACCCUUGGGCACCAGGAUCACCCUCCACAUCACAGAUGCCUCAGAUAUGACCAGAGACCUCCUCAAGUCUGAGACUUGCAGUGUGGAAAUCCCAGAGCUAGAAUUUGAACUGGGAAUGGCAGUCCUCGGGGGCAAGUUCACCACACUGGAAGGGCUGCUGAAAGACAUCCGGGAACUGGUGACCAAAAAUCCUUUCACACUGGGCGACAGUUCCAAUCCUGGACAGACGGAGAGACUACAGGAGUUUAGCCAGAAGAUGGACCAGAUCAUCGAAGGUAACAUGAAGGCCCACUUUAUUAUGGAUGAUCCAGCAGGAAACAGUUACUUGCAGAAUGUGUAUGCGCCUGAAGAUGAUCCUGAGAUGAAGGUGGAGCGUUACAAGCGCACCUUUGACCAAAAUGAGGAGCUAGGGCUCAAUGACAUGAAGACAGAGGGCUAUGAGGCAGGCCUGGCUCCGCAACGGUAGCAGUGGGUGGCUCAAGGGCCAGCCUCCAGCGCUGCUCUUUCUGUAGGUUAUUUAUUAGUAUUGGAUGAAGGCGAAGGCUGGGAGUGUCUUUCCCACCAGCCCUUGCCCAUGGUGGGGAGGACAUCUGGUCUGAGUCAGAGAUCUGUGCACACUUUCUAAACAGCUUGUGAUGCAAGUGUGAGCCUAUUGUGUUACUUGACCUUAUUUUGGAAGUUUUGAAUUGGCCUAGGAGGAAACCCAGAAAUGAACCAGGGGUAUGUCAUCACUUUUUUCAUAUCAAGUCCUCACCCUCCUUCCACAUAAUGCUCUAUCCUCUAAGGUUGGAACUCUGAAGUUGGAGAAGGUGGAAUAAAGUUACACCUGGAGUUUGUUGUUGGUUUUGAGUAUAUAAAAUACUGACUUUGAACAGGAAAGGAGUCUCCUGAGGGGAGACCGAGUCCAGCACAAGUGAAGGAGUUACCAUUGAAAUGAUGACUUUCAAACAGCACUGGCCUCUGUAUUGACCCUAUCCUUGUUUGAUAUCAUGCUGUUAGAAUUCAGCCUCCUAAAGAAAAUUUUCCCGUGUAUCUACUGUAAUUUGGGGAUUGCAGCUGGCAUUUAAUUCAUUCCUUCAGCAGAUGCUUGCUUAUCUACUUUAUGCCAAGCACACCACAGAACAGAGGACAAAAUAAAUCUCUUUCAUGGAACUUGAAGUCUAGUGGGGAAAAAUGACAAUAAACAGAUCAGGAAAACAGUACAUCAGAUGGUGAUUAGUGUCAUGGAGGAAUGUAAAGCAGGGAAUGGGGCUGGGUUGUGCAAGGAAAUGGGGAGUAGGGAAGAUCUUCUGAACAAGAAGGUGAUAAUUUGACAUUUGGGCAAAGCUGAGGAGGAGGUCAGGGAGUGAGCUGUGUGGGUAUCUGGGGGAAGAGAUUUCCUGGCAGAGGGAACUGCAAAUGCUAGAGCUGUGAGGUUAGAGCCAGUGGGGGUACCUGAUCAGUUAGCCCUACUCUCAGUUAGAAAUGUUGAAACACAUUCAUCCAGAGAGAAAGGAGGCUCUCUGCAGUUCUUCUGAAAGUUAAGGACCAGUGAACACUCUGCUGCUUGGGCCCUGGACUUCCCAGCCAGUGUUCUUUGCACUGUAGUCUCCUGCCUCUCAUAAACAAAAGGUGACUCCUGUGGUGCAGACUGCAGGGUAUUUGUUCAAUAAAGACCAGUUCAUUGAUUAAGAUGUUAUCACAAACCUUAUUGCUUUGUGUUGCAAACUUUUUUUUUUUUUUUUUUUGGUAGAGACAGAGUCUCGCGCUGUUGCCCAGGCUGGAGUGCAGUGGUGUGAUCUUGGCUUAUUGCAACCUUUGCCUCCCGGGUUUAAGCAAUUCUGCCUCAGCCUCCCGAGUAGCGGGGACUACAGGCGCACGCCGCCACACCCAGCUAAUUUCUUUUGUAUUUUAGUAGAGACGGGGUUUCACCGUGUUGCCCAGGCUGGUCUCGAACUCCUGAGCUCAGGCAAUCCGCCAGCCUUGGCCUCCCAAAGUGCUAGGAUUACAGGCGUGAGCUACCGCGUCCGGCUGUGUUGCAAACUUAACUCUGAAGAAUGAGUUAGAGAUGAUUUAGCAAUCAGACAUCUACUCUCGUUGCUCUGUUAAACUACUCUCAAAGGUCACAAGUGAUUUUCCACUUGGAAAGUGUUAUCUAUUUCUGUCACAUUUGAUAGUGGACCAUCUCUUCUUAACCCUUCUUUUGGCUCUCGAGAUACUGUACCCUUGGUUUUCCCUUCACUUUGAAUAUUUCUUAUUUGGACACUUUGCCUCCUCCCCUCUUACUAAAUUUGUUUCUGAGAGUUCUGCUUUCAGACAUCUCUCCAUAUCAGAUUCUUUGGCAUCUUACUAUCAUGUGGGACUAACUUCCAUACCUGUAUCUCUAAUUUCUGUAAGUGAGGGCGAGAGUAAGGUGUUUGGAGACUCAGGUUAGCAAAUGACUCAUUCAAACUAUAAAGCUUCAGUACUUUGGGCAAACUUCUCACAGGCAACUAUUCUACCCUAAGAGAUUAUCUCUAGGUAUGUUUCCAGCUGACUUGGGAAUCUAAGUUUACCAGACAACCCUCUGAUCUAUCAUUUGGUCUCUUAAGUAGACUUCCCCAUAGUGUAGGUGUGCUCUGUUAAGAUAAACUGCAGUAUCAGGUUCAUUUUCCAUUGUGAAGGAAAAAAAAUGGCACUCUGGCUUAUUACUGAAUCUCUUGUGAGUUUGGUUGGUGUGAGGCAAUCUCCCAGAAUCCACCCAGUUCCUAGGAAAUGAUGACCUGAGUUUCUGAACUUGAAGACUGAGGACCAGGUGCCAGACUGGGAUAACCCAGCUAAGGUACUUCCUGCCCUUUGAUGACAAGGCAUUCUUCAGUUUCAUACCCUUCUCUUGAAUUAUCUUUCAGCUCCUUUCUCAUUUCAUAAAGUGUGUCAGGAUGGGAGCUUACAUAUAGUUAACUGAGUCUUGCUCCACAGCACCCAGCAUAUGACACAUGGUUAAUAAAAUCUGUUAAAAUCCUCCAUCAUAGAUUAAACCCUAUUAGGACACUAGGGAUAACAUCUAUAGGUAAAAAGAUAGGGAAAGGGUCUCGCUUUAAGGCCAGGGUAGGUGAGUCAAAGUGCCAGGAACAUGUGGAUUCAGUUUCACAGCCAUGAGUAACAUUUAAGUGGAAAAGGUUUGUGAUUGUGUUAAAAAAGGAAAGUGGUUCAUGCAUGAGGGCACGCCUCCUACUUUCAUGGGUCAAGUAUGUGAAAUGCAGCCAUGUUCGGUCAUUAGACGUGUGGACGAACAUACAGGUAGGUACUGAAUGUACAUCUGUGUCAUGAUGAGUGGAGGAGGGGAGGUGAGUGUUGGGAGCAAGUAUGAAGGGCAGUUGACUUGGCCAACUGAAAACUUUAAUGAUGGCAACACUUUCAUUCUAACAUCAGUAUAUUUCCUUCUUUGUACACCUGUGGUAUGUGCCUGAUGCACACUGCAGAAAAUGGUGUCUCUGCUUACAUUUAGGGCAGUGGUGGCUAAGACUACUUGGCUUUAUUCCUAUUAAAAAAUGUUUUUUACACACUUCUUUUUAAGGCAAAUGGCAGUGUUUCCAACUGUGGAGAGAAAAAGCUGCUUAUUUUGUGCGUUCACCUCAGUUUAGUAUUGGCACUUCCAAUGCUUGUUUUCCUAGUCUGUAAAAUGGGGAUAAUUAGGAUAAACAAAAUUAUCCCCAUUUUACAGGUGACAAAACAGCCUCAGAGAGGUUACUUCCAGAAGGAAGCAGAGCUUUUUUUUUUUUUUUUUUUUUUUUUUUUUUUUUUUGAGACGGAGUCUCACUCUGUUGCCCAGACUGGAGUGCAGUGGCGUGAUCUUGGCUCACCACAACCUCUGCCUCCCAGGUUCAAGCGAUUCUCUUGCCUCAGCCUUCUGAGUAGCUGGGACUACAGGUGCACGCCACCAUGCCUGGCUAAUUUUUUUUUUUUUUUUUUUUUUGGAGACAGUCUUGCUCUGUCACCCAGGAUGGAGUGCAGUGGUGCGAUCUUGGCUCACUGCAGCCUUGCCUCCUGGGUUCAAGCAAUUCUCCUGCCUCAGCCUCCUGAGUAGCUGGGAUUACAGACGCCCACCACUGCACCCAGCUAAUUUUUGUAUUUUUAGUAGAGAUGGGGUUUCACCAUGUUGGUCAGGCUGGUCUCAAACCCCUGACCUCGUGAUCCACCUGCCUUGGCCUCCCAAAGUGCAGGGAUUACAGGCGUGAGCCACCGUGCCUGGCCAGAAGUAGAGCUUCUAAGAGGCAGGUGUCAAACCCAUGCCAGUCAGACUCUGAAACCUGAGGUCUGAAUAUUUUAAGCUCAGCUCCACAAUUACUGUAUUUGUUCUAUUAGAUACAACUGCAGAGAGAGGCCAAAGCUCAGAGCAGGCCAUUGGCACGGCAUCUGAUCCUGCUUAACUGCCCUGCAGCACAGGGUGGAGACACUUGGGCCUUGUCAGGCUAAGGGACUGGGGUAGGAUGGGUAGCAGUGGAAUUGAAGACAAAGAAAACAAAUGGGCAGAAGAUGGGUGGGUGGAAGUUCAGAGGGCUAUCCUGGCAGUGUUCACUGGAGCAGAAGUGUGAGGCUUUCUGAAUGCCUGCUGACACCAGGGUGGGGCAGGGCUGUGUAGUGUGAGAUGCACCAAAUUGGACGAGAAGCCAAGGCAGGCUUGUGUAUGGGGUACCCUGGGGCCCUCCGCCUAGUGAAGCCCUAUCUUCUCAGCCCAGCGUCCUCGUCUCACAAGCCCUCAGAGCCCCAGCCUGCUUUCCUUUCUGGGCCUGUGCUGCAACCCCCUCAACAUGGCCCACUGGGUAAAAAUUCAUGCUUCAAGACUGAUCCCCAAGCCUGUUUUGUAUUAUAUGAGUAAAGAAUUUUUUAAACACUUAUCCCCAGAUAAUGUGUAUUUAUUUAUAAAGUAUAGCCCUGUCUGCUUGACUAAUAUAUUAAAAAAGUGACCUUUUUGACUCUUGGUCCAAGAAACUAUUGUUUGCACUUUUGUGUAGUUGUGUAUAGCAUCCUGCAAAUUCUGUCAGAAGUCUGUGAUUUCAGUAACACUAAAACUUCUCUCUCAAAUGGUACAAGUUUUCAGUUUUAAGACAAGUUCUGGGAAUCUAAUGUACAACAUGUUGACUAUAGCUAAUAAUUCUGUAUUGUUUACUUGAAGUUUGCUAAGACAAAUUUGCUUAAGUGCCCCCCCACCGAACUACUACAUAAAUUAGUGAAGGAUGUUUUACUUAAUUUGAUUUUGGUAAUCAUUACACAAUGUAUAAUUAUAUCCAGUCAUCACAUUGUACACCUUGAAUAUAUAUAAUUUUUUGUCAAAUAAUAAAGCUGGGAAGAAAACGAUAAAACUGACAAUCUAACAUAUAUGAUGAGGUAAAAAGAUCUGGUAUUUCAAGAAAUUUGGAUGACCUCUUGCACCCCACUUCGCUAGCCUCUACUCCCUAGAGUCAUGUUCUGACUAUGUGAAGUUGAGCAACUUCCUUAAUCUUGCCACGCUUCAGUUCUUAUCUGUAAAAUAUGAUAAUGAAACGAUUUGAGAAUUGUGAGGGUUAAAUGAGAUAAUUCAGGUAAAGCUCUAAACCCCCUGCAAAGAAUAAAGUCUUUUCUUUCCCCCCAAAA
Molecule: messenger RNA, 6539 nt
Organism: Homo sapiens (human)
Lineage: Eukaryota; Metazoa; Chordata; Mammalia; Primates; Hominidae
Gene: ZPR1
Product: ZPR1 zinc finger
Exons: 14
Coding region: 34-1413 (459 amino acids)
Biological process (GO): positive regulation of protein import into nucleus; DNA replication; inner cell mass cell proliferation
Cellular component (GO): nucleolus; Cajal body; nucleus
Molecular function (GO): zinc ion binding; receptor tyrosine kinase binding; translation initiation factor binding
Source: RefSeq, marked reviewed